CGCGGGUUGGGGCAGGCAGCUGGCGGCGCCCAGCCGCCGGGACUCCACAGCCGAGCCCUAGGGCUGCGGCGACAGCCUCCGCGCGACCUGGAGGGCCCAGUUUGGACGCGGGGAGCCCGGGCUACCCGCGCCUCUGGCCCGACGGAGCCCAACGCGAACGCCUCGUGCCCGAGCCGGGCGGGGGCCAGGAUGCGGAGCUGUGCGCCUUGAGCUGGCCCCAUGACCCUGAGCACUUUGGCCCGCGAGAGGAAGGCGUCCCCCGCCUGCACCUGCAGCCUCGGUGGCCCCGACAUGAUCCCUUACUUCUCCGCCAACGCGGUCAUCUCGCAGAACGCCAUCAACCAGCUCAUCAGCGAGAGUUUUCUAACUGUCAAAGGUGCUGCCCUUUUUCUACCACGGGGAAAUGGCUCAUCCACACCAAGAAUUAGCCACAGACGCAACAAGCAUGCAGGUGAUCUCCAACAGCAUCUCCAAGCAAUGUUCAUAUUACUCCGCCCAGAAGAUAACAUCAGGCUGGCUGUAAGACUAGAAAGUACUUACCAGAAUAGAACACGCUAUAUGGUAGUGGUCUCAACCAAUGGUAGACAAGACACUGAAGAAAGCAUCGUCCUAGGAAUGGAUUUCUCUUCUAAUGACAGUAGCACUUGUACCAUGGGCUUAGUUCUGCCCCUCUGGAGUGAUACCCUAAUUCAUUUGGAUGGUGAUGGUGGGUUCAGUGUAUCAACGGAUAACAGAGUGCACAUAUUCAAACCUGUAUCUGUACAGGCAAUGUGGUCUGCACUACAGAGUUUACACAAGGCUUGUGAAGUGGCCAGAAUGCAUAACUACUACCCAGGCAGCCUGUUUCUCACCUGGGUGAGUUAUUACGAGAGCCACAUCAACUCAGAUCAAUCGUCAGUCAAUGAAUGGAAUGCUAUGCAGGAUGUGCAGUCCCACCGGCCUGACUCUCCAGCUCUCUUCACAGACAUACCAACUGAACGUGAGCGAACAGAGAGAUUAAUUAAAACCAAAUUAAGGGAGAUAAUGAUGCAGAAGGAUUUGGAGAAUAUCACAUCCAAAGAGAUACGAACUGAGUUGGAAAUGCAAAUGGUGUGCAACUUACGAGAAUUCAAGGAAUUUAUAGAUAAUGAAAUGAUAGUGAUCCUUGGUCAAAUGGAUAGCCCUACACAGAUAUUUGAGCACGUAUUCUUGGGCUCAGAAUGGAAUGCCUCCAACUUAGAGGAUUUACAGAACCGAGGGGUGCGGUAUAUCUUGAAUGUCACUCGAGAGAUAGAUAACUUCUUCCCAGGAGUCUUUGAGUAUCAUAACAUCCGAGUAUAUGAUGAAGAGGCAACGGAUCUCCUGGCUUACUGGAAUGACACUUACAAAUUCAUCUCUAAAGCAAAGAAACAUGGAUCUAAAUGCCUUGUGCACUGCAAAAUGGGGGUGAGUCGCUCAGCCUCCACUGUGAUUGCCUAUGCAAUGAAGGAGUAUGGCUGGAAUCUGGACCGGGCCUAUGACUACGUGAAGGAAAGGCGAACAGUGACCAAGCCCAACCCCAGCUUCAUGAGACAACUGGAAGAGUACCAGGGGAUCUUGCUGGCAAGCAAACAGCGCCAUAACAAGCUCUGGAGAUCUCAUUCAGACAGCGACCUCUCAGACCACCACGAACCCAUCUGCAAACCAGGGCUAGAGCUCAACAAGAAGGAGAUCACCACCUCAGCAGACCAGAUUGCCGAGGUGAAGACCCUGGAGAACCACCCCCCCAUACCUCCUGUCUUUGUGGAACAUGUCGUCCCACAAGAUGAGAAUCAGAAGGGCCUGUGUACCAAAGAAAGAAUGAUCUGCCUGGAGUUUACUUCUAGGGAAUUUCAUGCUGGACAGAUUGAAGAUGAAUUAAACCUAAAUGACAUCAAUGGAUGCUCAUCAGGGUGUUGUCUCAAUGAACCAAAAUUCCCUCUUGACAACUGCCAUGCAUCCAAAGCCUUAAUCCAACCUGGACAGGCCCCAGAAAUUGCCAGCAAGUUCCCAGACUUAACAGUGGAAGAUUUGGAGACAGAUGCCCUGAAAGCAGAUGUGAACGUCCACUUACUGCCUCUGGAAGAAUUAACAUCUCGCCUGAAAGACCUCCCCAUGUCCCCUGAUCCUGAAUCACCGAGCCCCCAACCCAGUUGCCAGGCUGAAGUCUCAGAUUUCAGUACAGAUCGCAUUGAUUUUUUUAGUGCCCUAGAGAAGUUUGUAGAGCUUUCCCAAGAAACCCGGGCCCGGUCUUUUUCCCACUCAAGGAUGGAAGAACUGGGUGGAGGAAGGAGUGAGAGCUGUCGACUCUCAGGGGCAGAAGUAGCCCCUUCGGAAGGGACGGCUGAUGACCAGAGAAGCAGCUCUUUGAGUAAUACUCCCCAUGCAUCAGAAGAAUCUUCAAUAGAUGAGGAACAGUCAAAGGCAAUCUCAGAACUGGUCAGCCCAGACAUCUUCAUGCAGUCUCACUCAGAAAAUGCAGUUUCAGUCAAAGAAAUCAUUACUGAGAUUGAAUCCAUCAGUCAAGGAGUCGGACAGAUUCAACUGAAAGGAGACAUCCUAUCGAACCCAUGCCAUACACCAAAGAAGCACACCAUCCAUGAGCUACCCUUUGAGAGGGCACAGGCCCUGGAGAACAAACCUGGAAAUCUGGAGCAGAACGAGUGUUCCUACACAGCCCAGCCUGAACUAGCCAAAGACUCAGGGAAGUGGGACCUAGAAGGCUGCCUGACUACACACUCAUCCACCACAGAGUUGGAAGAAGAGGAACCAGCUGAGGAGGAACAAGAGCUCUGGGGCCCAGGAAUGCACCCAGGUGCCAAGUGGUGCCCUGGGUCCGUGAGGCGAGCCACCUUGGAGUUUGAAGAGCGCUUGCGACAGGAGCAAGAGCACCAUGGUGCUGCCCCUGGUUGUACCUCAUUGUCCGUUCGCAAGAAUUCCAAGAAUGAUUCUUCUGUGGCAGACCUAGCUCCAAAAGGGAAGAGUGAUGAAGCUACCCUUGAACAUUCUUUUGUCCCCAGGGAACCAGAGAUUAAUAAGAGCAAAGGGAAGUGCAGUGGGUCUGAAGCUGGCUCACUACUCCAGUCUGAGCAAGAUGCCAUUGUUCCAGCACGUGGGCUGCUGGAGUCUCAAGAGCACCCAGGAUCAGAUACUAGAGCAAAGCAGGAAGGAGUUCUGAAGGAGCAGAGGACUGUGGUCUCAUGCCAGGGAUCUGAGACACAGGCAGUCGCUCUUUCCCUUCCCAAGAAGGUAGAAAUCAUUGAAUAUACCCACACAGUUACAACCCCCGAUCACCCUGGGCCAGGGGGUGAAAGAGCCACCAGCAAAAAGAGUGGGGAGCAAGGACUAAGAAAAGUGAAAGUGGAGGACUCCAUCACUGUCCUUUGUGCACUGGAUGAAAAUCUGAACAGGACUCUGGGCCCCACCCAGGCUCCUCUGCACCCCAACGUGCUACCUCUGCCUCGUUCUUCCCCGCCUGAGCAUGACAGUCCCACCGACCUGACCUCCACCCUGAGCAGCCCUGAAGCCUGGGACGACAGCCUGUCGACAGCCCUGGAGACAGGAGCGCCUUUUGUCGGUCACACAACCCAUGCACCAUCUGCCAACUUGGAUCCCGCACAUCCCCAGACCGUAGUUCACCUGGAAGGCGUCACAGAGCAAAGCAGCACCACAGACAACGAGCCGUCUUCAGAGCAGGGUAGCUGGGAAGAAAGUCAGGAGGGCCCCUUUUCCAGCGGCAAUGAAGUGCCAUACAAGGACUCCCAGUUAACUAGUGAAGACCUAAGCCAACUCGGUGACAAUAUUGGGGAGUUACAAGAAAAAUUGGACCCAUUACCUGUAGCCUGUCAACUUCCACAUAGCUCUGGCAGUGACAGUAUAAAGGGUCUCAGCCAUAGCCCCAGUGUGGUGAAGGAGCGCACUAAAGAAAUCGAGUCCCGAGCGAUUUGCCAGGGAGGGCUCACCAAACCACCCCAAAUGAGGCAUUCAGCUUCCCUCGCCAAGUUAGGUUACUUGGACCUCUGUAAAGACUGUUUAUCGGAGAGAGAGCCUGUCUCCUCUGAUCCCCCUCAUCUCAAACUGCUUCAGCCCUUCAUCAGAACGGACUCAGGCAUGCAUGCCAUGGAGGCCCGGGAGCCCUCAGAAAACCCAGAUGCCCCCCAGAACCUAGAGCCCACCAAGUAUUUUAUAGAGCAACUGAAAACAACAGAGUGUAUCGCGCAGAGCAAGCCAGUGGAGAAGCCCAUCAUACAGUAUGCCAAAGAAUUUGGUCACAGUCAGCAGUGUUUGCUCCCCAGAGCAGGACCCGAAUUGACUAGUUCUGAAGGAGGCCUUCCUUUGCUACAACCCCAGGGAGCGCAGUGUGCAGGCCCAGCUCCAGGGCUGGCUGUGGCGCCCCGUCAGCAGCACGGCAGAACUCACCCCCUUAGGAGACUGAAAAAAGCAAAUGAUAAAAAACGGACAACCAACCCCUUCUAUAAUACCAUGUGAUUCUGAGCCUACACAUGUGACUUUCUAAAAGAAAUGUUUGUAAAAGGGGCAGGUGUAAUAUGUAAGGAACAUGCACUUUAUUGGUCAAUUUUAUAAUAUUUUGGUCAUUUUACUGUUCCUGGCGCAUGCAGGGUUUGGGUUUUGUUUUGUUUUGUUUUUCUCUGUGUAUGUGUGUGAGAGAGAAAGAGAGAGAUUGACUUGGCCAGCAAGACCAUUUUAGCAUUUUUUAUUUUUAGAAAAUUCAAACCUCAAAAAAUAAUCAUUUUCAAAGAGCACCUUUAUCAAAGGCAAAUUGCUGUUUUUCAAUCAGCUCCCACCUCCUCCUUGUUUUGCCCUCUUAGAAAAAGCAUGCUUGCUUGAGGAAGGAAGCAGAUGGGGAGGGUGGGGGUGAAGCUAGAGAUCCGAAGUUCUCCCCUGGGCCUGUGUGAUGAUGGUUUGGGCUUCAGACCUGAUGCAUGGGAUUGCGUGUUCUCAGCCUCGGGCCCCUGCCCACUGCGAGUUCCCCAAGUGGGCAGGUUCUGCUUUGCUUUCAAAAUGGGGGGGGGGGUCUUCCAGAAGCCACUUCUUCUGGAUUCCUGAGUAUAUCAUUACCGAAAGGCAUGAUAAUGGCUGGCUUUGUAAACUUACGAAGCAAAUAUUUUUCCCCCCAAGCACAUAAUUUUUCAAUUAAAAAUGGAACCCAAAUGGAAUCUGAGAGAUCCUGUGUAGAGGAACUUGUUGGAGGCGGCGGCGGCGAAGGCUGCAGUGACCCGGUCUCUUCCGGGUCAGCAGGCUCCGCAUAGGCGGUCGCCUGUCCCUGCCUGCCGGGCAGUGUGCUCCGCAGCAACCUUUCAACUAAACAGAGUAGGGACAAGUUUGAAAAACAGCAAUUGAAAGUCAGUGUGUUCUGGUAAAAUGAAGACGUACGUAGGGUUUUAACACUUCCAUUACUUGAAUAAUUCUGUGGGCCUUCUGAGUUUAAUGGCCAUAUUUUUUUCCAAUUUACUUUCCUCCCUCAUGCUGUUUCUCUUAGUGCUACCCUUUUAUUAAAAUUUAAUAAGUGAUAUUUGAAUUGUUACAUGACCUACGUAUAACCUCCAUUGAACGCAGAGUUUUCUUAUGAUGUUAUCACUGUUAACACUUGACGUGUUUUUUUUUUCUUUUCCUGGAAGAUUUGUCAUUUCUCUAGUUUAUACACAGUAUUUAUGUACAUAAUGUCACUUUCUCACAGUGUUUUGUUGAUGUCGUACGAUCUUUUUGAUUUAAUCUUUUUAAGAAGGAGUAAAGCUGCAACUGGAGAAAACACACAGACGCCACAGAAACAAAACUGAUGGGUGUUGGUAGGAAUCUGUGGAGUAUAUUGAUGGUGGUUUUAAUUGUUUAAAUGGAGACUUCUGAUUGCCAGCUCCUGCCAAAUUAUGUGUUAGUAACUUCCUCCUCAGAGGAACCCCUGAAGGCUCCCAUUAGAUCCCAGUUUGACUGAAAGCUGAUUUCUCUUUGAGACUGAAAUCCCAGAGCAUGUCGUUUGCCAGGAGCUGAGCCACCGCCAGGGAGUGUAUGUGAGCGUUACUGCCGCCCAGGGUGCAAGCUUCUAAUGGAUUGGGCUGAAAGGGUGUGGGGAGGCCCCGGCCAAGGAGGCACCCACUAUGACUCCAUUUAGGGUGCUGCUGCUUUGCUGCUAUUGUGGAGAUCCUUAACCCGGGAGCAUUUGCCAUAAACAAGCCUAUUUGGCUGCUUACAGAAAACAUUUAGCCUGGAAUGAACCACCUUCUGCGGCUCAUCAAAACUGAAGAGGUUUGCAAAUGCGCUUCCUGUUUGCUUUGGUUGAUGUCCACAUUGCUGAGCCAUUGACCAAGUACAGACCUGGGCUUUGCUUUUUGGCUCAUCACAGGACUGAGAGGAAAAGACAGAUGCCCAGACUGUCAAGGGGAUGUCAGAGGCCAGAGUUGGGUGGGAGCAGAUGGUGGGGUGACCCCCGGGAGAGAGAAAAGGUGGACCAAGGCCAUUCAUAGGUACUCCAGGGGAGCUGUGAGUCCAGUUGCUGUGUGGCCGCUGUGGUCGGGUCUCAGAUCGCUACCAGGAGGUGGACUGGACAGAAACCUCCUGCUCUAAGUGUCUCUGUGAUGUAGUAAUUAUAUGUACCUGUGCUGUCCUGGAACAGUUUCCUUAACUGUUCAGAUGUGUCCUCCACUCGGCUCUGUGGCUCCUGGAUGUUGAACAUGUUGUCAAGUGUUUUUGUUAGGUGGUGUGUACCAGUGUGAGGAGGCUUGCAGGACAGCGUUAAUUUCCAGGCCUCGUCCAUCUCAGCUGCCCUGUCUUGCCGAGGUCGUUCCGCCACCACCCACAUGAUAGGGAAAGGACAGGAAGUUGUGGCAGGGUGGGGAGAGAAGGAUUUGCAUGGAGGUGAAGAGAAUGGUGUCCCCUCAUUAACCCUUUGAAAUGGUGACACCCCUCACAUUAAGAGGGACAAGCAGGAUUGACAGUAUGGCACUGUUCUCUCUUCUCCCCUGCACCUGUGAUUAAUGCUCACUAUCCCUGCAUUAAAUAGCAACAGAGAUGGGGAGGGGAUUCCUCUAAUGCUGUGAAGAAAACUUUUUUUUAAAGGAAAAAGAAAUAGUCUUGCUCUGCCUUCCCUUUUUUAAAUUACAUUCUUGGUUAUCAUUUAAUUUACCUGCUUCAAUGAACACCCUCCAUUCGGGGUCUUGUAAUUCCUGCCACGGGGUUGUGUCGGCCUCUAAGACCCCACAACUGAGUGUUCUUGAUUUGCAUAGCUGAAUGAUGUCCAGGGGAAGUACAUGUUGAGCCAUCAAGAACUUCUCAGACUUUCUUGUCCUCAGACUUUUUGAUAAUCUCGGAUGGCCUGUUUCCCUUUUCUGUUCAUGGAAAACUCAGACCCGGAACAGCAGGUCUGGUACGUUGACAGAGAUGAGUAGGAAAAGUCUUAACCUCUUGCUCAGUGCCUCUCUUUAUCUUUAUUUUGAAAACCACCAUAGUCUGACUCUCAGUUACUCUGGAGGAGAGAGAGAGAGAGAGAGAGAGAGUGUGUGUGUGUGUGUGUGCACGCGCGUGCGAGCAUGUGCAAAAAUAUUUUGAAAAGUAACAUUUUGGUGCAUGGGGUAGAAGCCCCAGGAGCACGCACCUUUUGAGCUGUAAUCUGGAGGGUUACCUGGUCAGUAGGAAGGAGAGAAACUUCAACCCUUUCUUGAUUUUAGAAACACUUAGGAGGAGUAUAUACUACAGUAGACCUGUAGUACCGUGCGCUUGUGAUAUUCACCUCUCCUCAUUUUGGCUGCCUUUCAGAGUCUUAAUGUCUGGGAUCGUUCUUAGCACCCCCGCCUCUUCAGGCUCUUUAUCUAGCAUUUUCCUGGUUCUGUACGUUUAUCCCAACUCUUUCUCAUUUGGGGAACUACUAGAGCCCCAAGGACAGCCGUCUUGCUCAAGGGCCCCAGACACAUACUUUUGGAUAGACCUGAAGUUUCUCCAACCUUGCAGCUCACAAAAAUCUUCACCUGUUCCUUCUGAGGAUUUCAGUUUUAAAGUGAUCUAGGCAUGUUUGGUAGAGAUGUUUUUGUGGGAGUUUUAAGAAAGAAAGCAUCAUGCAAAGAGGGUCACUUUUAAGGGCAUUUAAAAGUUUUUAAAGCCAUUCUUUGGCUCUUUUUGACAACUGUGGAUACUUUGUUUACAUUGUGAUAAUUAAAACAUGCAUCUUCUUGACAGCCACUCAGUCCCCUCCUCCAGGCGCCCAGCCCCGGCUGUCCUGUGAGUCCUCACGCAGAGCAAGGCUGUGGUGGUCAGGCCUUACAGGGAACUGGGGAGGACCGGAGCUGACUUCCACCUGUGCCCUGCACUCCCGCUCAACACUCUGUGUGGAAAUAGCCCUUUCCUCAGUCAGUGAUGGUGUGUCUUACAGUGAUGGUUAUAACGGUGAAUGGCUAGUGUCAUUUUUGUCUAAGUUUGUUUUGCUUUUUGAUGGUAGAUGAAAUGUUAGCUCUUUCAGCACCAAUCCAACUUGAAGGUAUCUUGGACUUUGUUUUCCCUUCCAAACUAAAAGAUCAAGGCAUGUAUUAGGCAUAAAUGUAUUUGCUGCCUCAACUCGUCUGACAUCCAUAUUAGGAAAAAGCCUGCCACCAAAGCAGGAAGCUGCACACUCCUAACCCCUGUCCCAGGGCUUUGGGGUCCCUUGCUGCCAUGGAGAGCUAUUGCAAGGUGCUUGUGUACUUUUCCAGCCUGGAAGUGGAGGCUGACUGGGCCUGGCUCCUGCUAUGAAAAGAAAACCAGCCUCAUUUUCUCAGUGCCCCGGAGAUCUGGGACAGGACUUCUAAACUGGAAUCAUCCCUCAUUGGCUUGAAGAUGCCUCAAAGGGUAUAUGACUAGUGCUGCCAUCUGGGUCCUCACAGCGACACUGGUGGUAGUAUCCUCUGUGCACAUGCAGAACUAAUACCCAGGGCUUAAUUCAAGCUGAUGACCCAAUCUGGAAACUGGGUAACUGGCCCUGAAAUGAUUCUCAGUCGACAGGCCCACAGGGAAUUGUUUGGUUUUUGUGGGGGUGUUUUUUUUUGGGGGGGGGUUGCCUGGCAUAGCUUAAGGUGCCUUUUUUUUUCUUUCUACUUUAUUUUGUAGGACUUGUUCUAAAUGUAGAAAACAAGUCCAAAAGACUCUCCCACUGACUGUUACCUUUGCCCCAGGCCAGUCCAAACUUUUAUGCUCACAUUUUAUUAAAUAAAGCAGGUGCUCCCUGGACUCUCUGGGACCUUUUUGAGGCAUUUGAAGCAGAAUAUAAAGAGUGGUCUCAUCUCCUUCCUUAAUCUUCCUGGUGGUUGGGAUGUUCCACUUGUAUCAUAGAUUUUUUUUAUUACUGAUGUGCUCUGCUGUUUUUAAAUGUGAACUUGUGCGAAAAUGUGCAGAUUCAAUGUUCUUGUUACAGAUUAAAUAAAUUUUUUAUUUUGAAGAUGAAA
This is a messenger RNA of Ailuropoda melanoleuca (giant panda), 9419 nucleotides long. It is a transcript of the gene SSH2, whose product is annotated as slingshot protein phosphatase 2. Gene Ontology annotation, biological process: negative regulation of actin filament polymerization; protein dephosphorylation. The record is from RefSeq and is a predicted model, not a curated record. The transcript has 14 exons. Gene Ontology annotation, molecular function: phosphatase activity; actin binding. Bases 220 to 4485 code for a protein of 1421 amino acids. Lineage: Eukaryota; Metazoa; Chordata; Mammalia; Carnivora; Ursidae.